CCGACUGGCCCAUCUCUCUCUCUCUCUCUCUCUCUCUCUCUGUGCCUGCGGCCGCUCACAUUCGUCUUUCCAUUCUCAAACUUCUCAACUUGGAGAAGUUAUUGGGUGAUCUACCAACAAUGAGAGGCUUCCUCUUCCGUCUCCGGAGGAUCAAUGGCUCUGCUUCUGCCUCUUCUCGCUUACUGCGGAGCUCAGGCACUACACUACCAAAAGAUCGGUUCUGCUUCUCCACCGACAGCGAGGGAAGCUCGCGGGUGAAGAUCUUCGACCGCGACCUCAAGCGCAAGCACCGCGAUCGAGCGGCGUGGUUGAUGCGUCCCCAGGAUUCCCUCACUGACACGGUUGCUGAAAAUCUCCUGGACCGCUUGGAGGACUGCAAGAAAACAUUUCCAACGGCAUUGUGUCUGGGCGGCUCCUUGGCAGCGGUCAGGCGUUUGCUUCGCGGCCGCGGUGCAAUUGAAAAGCUCAUUAUGAUGGAUACAUCAUAUGACAUGAUAAAACUGUGUAAAGAGUCUGAGCCGAAGAUGGGCAAUGAGAACAUCGAGACAUCCUUUGUGGUGGCUGAUGAAGAGUUUCUGCCUAUCCAGGAAAGCUCUCUAGAUCUGGUAAUUAGUUGUCUGGGCCUACAUUGGACAAAUGAUCUUCCUGGAGCAAUGAUACAAUGUAAACUGGGUUUGAAGCCUGAUGGCCUUUUCCUAGCCGCUAUUUUGGGUGGAGAAACAUUAAAGUUGUUUAUGCCCACUUGCCUCUGUGAGAUAGAUGUUAUUUUGAGGAGUAAUAUGCCUGACAAAUUUCUCUAUACUGUAUUUUGUAUGUAUAGGGAACUCAGAAUAGCAUGCACUAUAGCACAAAUGGAGCGUGAAGGAGGGAUUAGUCCACGAGUAUCACCUUUAGCACAAGUUCGAGAUGCUGGUAAUCUCUUGACCAGGGCAGGAUUUUCCCUCCCAGGUGUUGAUGUUGAUGAAUACACUGUUAGAUAUAAGAGUGCUUUUGAGCUGAUAGAACAUCUCCGUGCAAUGGGAGAAACAAAUGCUCUUCUACAAAGGAGUGCGAUCCUGAAAAGAGAGACAGCUCUAGCAACUGCAGCAAUAUAUGAGUCAAUGUUUGCAGCAGAGGACGGCACCAUUCCCGCCACUUUCCAGGUAAUAUAUAUGACGGGGUGGAAGGAACAUGCUUCACAGCCAAAGGCCAAAAGAAGAGGAUCUGCCACCAUAUCCUUCAAGGACAUACGAGAGCAAUUCGGUAGUGGAGACUGAUCUCUCUGUCUAACGAUCAGUCUUCUCUCAAGGUAGGCUUGUAAAGCCGAGUAAGUCAGAGAAGGACCUGAAGCUCCAAUGAGGGGUUUUAUGACAUAUUACAUGUCUGUUAACAAAAGAUGCUUGCUGCAAAGUGCCAUCAGUUAAGCCCAGCUAGACUACAAAGAAGCACGAUGGCUUUGAACACCUUGAAAAUGCUGCUGAUCUGAACUCAAAUGGUUUGCUUCGGCUAGCAUCCAAUGCUGCAACACCUUGAUUUGUACUUGAGGGUUGCCCGGGACUUUCCAAAGUUUGGGAGAGGUGAUAACUGGAUUCACAAUAGUCAUCAGCUAUGAUUAUGCUGAUCUGCAAAUUUUUUGUUCUAAACCCAUUUUGUAAAAGAUUAAUGUUGUCUUGGUUGCCUUCUUAACUUUAAGGCUGGGCAAGAAAUACUCCGAACUUAAGGAAUAUAGGUCUUGGUGCGGAUUUGGCUUUUUGGAGUAGCAUAAGCGUAGGAGAUUGGCAUUUUAGACCAUUUGAUUAAUCAUCCAGUUUAUUUUGUAACAAUCUUCGAGGGGCCGUUUGGAUUCAGAAUUAAAGUUACUUUAAUUUUGAUUUUAAUUUUGAUUGUGGAAAAUGACAAAUGAGAUGUGAUUAUAAA
Punica granatum (pomegranate) is the source of this 1896-nucleotide messenger RNA. Lineage: Eukaryota; Viridiplantae; Streptophyta; Magnoliopsida; Myrtales; Lythraceae. The record is from RefSeq and is a predicted model, not a curated record.